Molecule: messenger RNA, 3597 nt
Organism: Guillardia theta CCMP2712
Lineage: Eukaryota; Cryptophyceae; Pyrenomonadales; Geminigeraceae
Exons: 25
Coding region: 1-3597 (1198 amino acids)
Molecular function (GO): protein binding
Source: RefSeq, a predicted model, not a curated record
AUGGCCUUGACUCGAUCGUCAUGGGCGGCUGCCGUGUUAGAGAGGAACCAAGCGGAAUGGCUGCUGGUGUCUGGCGACGGCAACAUGAGCAGGCAUGUGGGAGGGUGGGGACAAGGGUUGCUUGCUCGCGCGUUGGAAGGUCAAGUUGUUUUGUGCAACGACGUCAAUGCAGAACCUCGCUACGUGUCCCAGAAGGACUGCAAAGGACGAGGAAGCUCGAAGGAAGAGCCGACAUGUAUGCUGGUUGUUCCUCUCAUGGACGAGGACGGGGACUGCAUCGGGGCCCUCCAGGUGGCGGGGAGCAAGGGCAAGAAGUUCAGUAAGGAAGAUGUAGCUGUACUUCAGCUCAUUGCACUGAAACUUGUGUGCGUCCUUGAGAACUGUCACUUCAAUCACAAACACAAGUCUGCCCUUGACCUUGGGGCGACGCAACCGACCAACUUGCAUGUUGAGCUGCGAACAAUGCUCAAGGCGUGCGAGGGUGAUCGGGCCAGCAUGACGUCGACAGUUGAGCGUCACAUCACCUCAGUGGUCAACUGCCAGCAUGUCCACAUCCGCCUCCAUCACAAGAGAAGCGGAGAAGCACCAGACUAUCUGACUGACGGCAGCAGCAGCCUCGGGCCCUUGGCGACAGAGAGCACCAGGGCUGACGUAGAGCUGACAAGCAUCUCAGUUCCGUUUGGGGCUCAUCUCAGCAAGAGAAGCGUGGAAGAGGCGGCAGCACGCGGGUCGCGCUGCUUUGGAAGCAUCUGUGGCGCGCGAGAUUUCAGCUCGGCGUCUGCUGAGUUCGUCUGCUGGGUGGAGGAGAGCCUGGACGCGCAGGGCGGGGUGAUACGUAGGAGGGGAACGUCGGAGUAUGAGAUGUACGUCAAUGGCAGGACGAGCCUCGUGAAGGAUGGUCAGCGGUGGAGAUCACGGAUGGUGGAAGUGGUUAUGGAGACAGGGGAAGCCCUCGUAGCGGACAGAGUCUGGAAGGAGGAGGAGACUAGAACAAGGAGGGGAGGGGAGGAGGAAGAGGAGGAGGAGGAGGAGGACUUGUUGUUGUGGUAUGAGACAGACAACAAGCGUCUCGCCUCCUGCAUCCUCUGCGUUCCUCUACUCAACUGGAGUACUCGAGAAGUGGAGGGGGUCGCCUUUGCUCGGAGGUUCUCCAAGGCGAAGUUUGCGCAAGAAGAGAAGCAAGUGGUGGAGAGCAUGACCCUCGCGCUCUCCUGCCACCUGCUGCUCUCUCUCCGAGUCGCUGCCUGCGCUCGCUCUUCGAUGCAACAGCAGCGUUUUAGAAGCUUUGCAAGGGAGCUGACGACGAUGUUCAGGGAGGUAGAUGCCAAGAAGCUCCUGCACACCUCUUCCUUGACGCUGUCAAACCUGCUCGAUGCUGAGCAAUGCCACAUCUUCUCUGUGGAUCGCAAGUCGAACGAGGUCGCAGGGCAGGGGACCGUCACGAUGCCCAAAGACGAAGGACUCUUCGCUCAGGUUCUCAAGUCCAAGAAGUCGCUCACGGUCCAGCCCGACCCAGCACGACCCUCAGCUGCCAGGGCGAUGAUCUUGUACCCGGUCGUGAGCAGCAAGCACAAGGUCCUGGCGAUCAUCCAGCUGACCUCCAAGGAGAGCGCUGGCGCUGGAGCAAUGCUCGAGAUCCUCCACGGCGAGACGAAGCUGAGAAAACGCGAGUGGCUGAUGUUGGCUGAGCAGGAGCUGGGCGACCAACUGAGCCUUCCGAUCGAUGCAGCUGAGAAGGUGAUGCGCCGGCAGAUGCAGAGGAGGGUGAAGGAGAAGCUCAGCUGCAGAGCUGCCGUCGUGUACAAGUUCGACCCCAACUGGAAGCAGCUGACCUGCCUGGACCCCGUGGGAGUCUUGAGACGAGUCAGCAGCGUCAAGGGGAUCGUGGGCCACGUGUUCCAGACAGGGGAGAUGGUGUCGUCCGACGACCCGCUGUCGGUCCCGCACUUCCAUGCUGAUGCCGACAAGCCGCUCGAGGAAGACGUCAAGACGCUACUGUGCUCAGCUCUGCUGGACCGAGCUGGGAAUCACGUGGGGGUGAUGUUGGCGGUGAACAAGAGCAACGGGAAGUUCUCCUUCAAACAGUCCAAGUUCGAAGACGCACGUCAGGCCGUCAGAGCCGAUGGCGCCUUCUUGCACGCCAUUGGCCGCUUGUCCGGCUUGACGUCCCUCAACGAGUUCCUCGCUGAGUUGCGGCAGCACGUGAAGCAGCUCAUGGCCUGCUCGGCCUGCUCCUCCUACCUGCUGGAUCGCGACAUGGCAAGCUUCUUCACCGUCGACGCCGGCGGCAACGAGUGUCGCAUCCCCAGCAGCCCCGACACCGUCAUAGGUCACGUGGCCCUCAAGCAGACCCUCGUCCGCGUCGCCGACCUCCACAAGGCUCCGCGUCAGCUGGGAGUGAGCUGGGCUGGUGGCAGGUGCGUGAGAGCCAAGGAGGAGGAGGAGUUCUCCCCCCACGACGAGCUGCUCCUCGAAGAUUUCAUCCGCGUCGUCGUGGUCGAGACCCUCAGGAGCGUCGAGAGGAACGUCAGACUGCUGGAUCUCCAGCAGCUGCCGCAGACUCUGCUGGCCCUCACCUACCAUCAUCGAGACGCCUUCAGCUUCUUCGAGAGCGCAAAGUCGACGCUGCGGGAGGCGCUGGACUGCGAGCGGGUGAAUCUCUUCCUCGUGGACCCGGAGCAGCAGACGGUCAGGCUCGACCAAGGCCUCGGGUACUCGGAUGAGGUGGCGCAGUUGGAGGCGCAGGUCAGAGCAGCGGAGAAGGCAGCAGAGGAGGAGAGCGAGAGGAGGGAGCUGAAGCUGAAGCUGGGACAUGCUCGCCGGAUGCAAGAAGAGCUGCAGGGAACGUUCGUCUCGUUCCCCAUCGGGCAGGGAGUGGCCGGUCGAGCAGCGACACGUCAGGGAGUGACGAACUUUAGCAGCGUCGAGCAUGAGAAGUUGCAGGAGGUCGAGAAAGUCUCCAUCCUGGGGAAGCCUUGUCGCAACAUGCUGUGCUGCCGAGCUGUCGACGGCUGCGAGCGAGUUGUUGCGGUUGUGCAGGCGAUCAACAAGAGAGCAGGAGUGUUCUCCCAGGCUGACGCCUCCCUCCUGGCCUCCCUCUCUCCCCAACUCGCAGCUUCUGUGGCAGAGGCAGCUCAUGCUCAGCAGCUCGAGCAUGGCAGGAGCCGCUUCAUGGACUUGAGCCGCAUGGCAGUCGACAGUCUGGCCUGCUUGGACGAGACUUCGCUCUGUGAGCUGGUCUUGAGCUGGGGCCCUCGGGUCACAGGCGCUCACACGUGCAAGCUGUGGGUGUAUGACAGCAAGGAGGGCCUCCUGGCCUCCAGCUCGGCCUCGCAUGGGCGGCGGAGUCUGAGCCUAGACGAGCACUCGGCGACGGCCAUCGGACAAGCCGCCUUGUCAGGCGAGCGACAGCUGGGCCAGGUGGAGGGCGGCAGGCGUGUACAGUACGAGCCCGUUAAGUCAGGCACACGAACCGUCGGGGUGCUGGAGCUGCGAAUGAGCAGGAGCACAGAGAGCGAGGACGAGAAGGAGGCGGUGGAGAUUCUGAUACGAAUGAUCGCAAACGCACUUGAAAGGCUCAGCCCGACAGAAACUUGA